Molecule: messenger RNA, 609 nt
Organism: Pisolithus orientalis
Lineage: Eukaryota; Fungi; Basidiomycota; Agaricomycetes; Boletales; Pisolithaceae
Exons: 3
Coding region: 1-609 (202 amino acids)
Source: RefSeq, a predicted model, not a curated record
AUGGAACUAGAAGAGGAACAGCUAUCCUCCAUCAGAUGGCAUGAGACCAUGCUAUUGUGGCAAGGAAUGCAGUCAGAGGUGGACCUCCAGAAGAUGGAGGACCCCCUGAUGAUGGUGGAGAUAGUGAUGGGGAGGAUUGGAAUCCCCCAUGAAGGAGUGAAAGCCAUGGACAUCCCUAUCUGGGAAGAGGGAAUGAACUGCCAAGAGACAGCCCCCCUGAAGGAAGGAAUCAUGGGGGAGGCCCACCAGGAGGUGGUUUCCCUGGAGGAGAUCUCCCCUCUGAUGAUGAAGAUGACAAUCUUUAUGGUCAUGGAGGCCACAGGGGAGGCCCCACAAGAGCAUAUCUGGGAGCAAGUGGGCCAUCCCACAGGACAAUUGGGACCUGAGGUUAAAGCCAUGGGUGUCCCAAAGCCAGGAAAAUAUAAAGGCCAGGACAACCUCAAGGAGUUUGACAACUGGCUAGGACAGCUGCUCAAGAUUUCCACUGAGCACUUGACAAUUGAGGAGAUCCUCAAAGAAGUGUGCCACAUGGAAACAGCACAAAAAGCCAUAAAUAUGCAUAUGAGAUUGAGCCACAUCAGCUCUGGAGGGAAAUCCUUCCAAGGAUGA